This is a messenger RNA of Lichtheimia ornata, 2268 nucleotides long. RefSeq lists its product as uncharacterized. The transcript has 12 exons. NCBI's taxonomy places the organism in Eukaryota, Fungi, Mucoromycota, Mucoromycetes, Mucorales, Lichtheimiaceae. Bases 1 to 2268 code for a protein of 755 amino acids. The record is from RefSeq and is a predicted model, not a curated record. Gene Ontology annotation, molecular function: MAP kinase scaffold activity.
AUGGCCUAUUCACGAUCACCACCACAAUCCAUGUCAUCCCACGAUGAUUGGGGCUCGACACCACCAAACCGAUCAUACUCGAGCUCAUCUCGUUCUACCGGUCACCAAUCUGGAACACACUCAACAGUUUCAGCUUCUGGGCGCGCUCACUCUGGAAAUACGGCUGCUUACGAGACAGCAGCGAGGACUUACUAUGUUGAACUGAAGAAAUUCUUGGCAUCCCUCUUAGCCAAAGAGGCAAGUGAGGGUGUUCCUCCGCAACGCGUUUCUGCUCGCCAAAAACUCUCAAGGCUCAACGCUUUGCAAUUUCAUGAACUUGCAAUGGAUGUGUAUGAUGAAAUGAUGCGAAGGGUUGCCGAAGAUAAGCAAGUGCCAUUCCUAGCGGUUCGUGAAGAAUUCCAUCCAAGACGCAAUCAAGCAAGGCAAAAACUCGCUACACUUCCGAGUUCACGGUUCAAAGAUUUAGCAAGUGAUGUGUAUCAUGAAAUUGCUCGUAGAUACAACUAUGUUCUGGAAUCAGAUGGCGCCAAUAGGCCCCCAGUUCCCCCAGUUCCGAAUAUCAACAAGCAUGAAUCUCCAGCCAGCAAACCCCAAGCCAGUCAAUCGACAAACAUUAUACCUGUUAAAGGAACGAUCAAUGUUGAGACGGUUAUGCUUACUGAUGAAGAAAAAGAGUAUUCAAGCACAAGGAAUAUCGCUGAAGAUACAUCGAUGAAUAAUUCAAGCGACGUUCAUCAUGAGCAGCCAUCGAGAUCGCCUCCGAAACCAUCCAUGACCGCAGCUACCAAUGGGCAUUUAAGCAGUGGAAGCGCAUCUGGAAGCGAGAGCAAUUUCCAGUCACUUGAUAGUUUAAUGGCGGAUUUGGGAAACAUGGUAUCCAACAAAACGCCUACCAGCGCAAACAACGAUAAUAAGGGACUAGGCGAUAAGGCAACAGACAUUCUGGAAAAAGUACGGGCAGACUAUGAACAUCAACUCGCAAGUGCUACAAAACGAUGCCGUCAACUUGAGGAUGAAGUUAUGACACUGCGAGAAAAACGUAAUCAAGAGAGCUCAGAUGGUGACAGCGGUCAGCUGCAAUCUCGUCUGAGACAAUUACAGGAAGAGUACAAUCGUCUGGAUGACCAACAUCGACAGCUACAAGUAGACUACAAUCAUCAGCAGAGUGCAAUAGAGGGUGUACGAGAAGAAAUCAGCCAUUUGCUUGAACAAACCAAGCUUUUAUCAUCCAAAAACAAUGAUCUACAAGCUAUUGCAGAAGUCGCUGAAGAUCGGGCACGACAACUGAACAUGGAGGUUAAAGAAUGGAAAAGUAAAUAUGAGAAGUGCCGGAUCGAGCUACGUACGAUAAAGGCGACGUCUUUUGAACGACCUGUUUUAUCGAAGCAGAGCGCACUUGAAAGCGAAUUUUUGCAGCCAACAGACGAAGGGGUCAUCUCCCAUGCCAAUGUCGUCUCGUAUCAAACGUCUAUCGACGAAUUAUUGCAAACGGCAAGGUCAAGCAAGCCAUCUGAUGUUCUUUUUGUCAUGCAAAGCAUCGUCCUCACCUGCAAGCUGAUAACAGAGCAGGUUGAAUCUUAUGAAAACAGUGGCCGUUCAACUGUGGUGACUUCAGAAAAGUUGGUCUCCCUGAAGAGUCAGUUUUCGACAGCAUUAUCAAAUUUGUUGAACGCCGCAAAAAAUCAUGCACGGGGUAUGGGAAUUAGUCCCGUGAGUCUUUUGGAUGGAGCAGCAGGUCAUUUAACGGCAGUUGUUGUCGAUCUCGUCAAAACGCUGGGGAUGAUGAAAGAUAGUAGGACGUCGCAAGAAUAUGAAACCAUAGCUUUUGACAAAGGCCUUUCGAAUCAAAAUGCUGCUUUGUCCAAGGAAGAAGCAAUCGGCAACUUGUCAGAAUUAUCGGCAUACUUGAAAACGGAGACAGAUCACAUCGUGAAGAUCAUACAACAAUUGCUCACUGCAUUGCGCUCACCUGACGAAGGGAAGAGUGUGGCCGAAAUCAUCACUGCUAUCGUCACCAUUGUAACGGAUGUCAUGGAAAUUUGCGAAAGUACAUUUGACGCUCCCGAGUUUCCACAACGACAACAGACAACCUCAGUAUUGUCCAAUCUCAUGCAUUCCAAAGAAACUCUGCUCUAUAUCCGUGACAACUCUUUCAGUCAAUCUCCUGAAUCUGCAAGUGCAGCUGCUAAAAGGGACUUGGCCAAAGAAGCAUAUGAAAUAGCCAAAUUCACCAAGGAGCUCAUUACUAUUUGCGACAAUUUAUCUUAG